Tetrahymena thermophila SB210 is the source of this 1485-nucleotide messenger RNA. RefSeq lists its product as hypothetical. Lineage: Eukaryota; Ciliophora; Oligohymenophorea; Hymenostomatida; Tetrahymenidae. The record is from RefSeq and is a predicted model, not a curated record. The transcript has a single exon.
AUGCUUGAGAAUCAAAAUUUUCCUUGCUUGAUGCAUUCUUGCGAAAGUUCUUCUGCCUUAAAUAGCUCUCAAAGAAUUAGUGAAUAUACAAAGGAUUCUUAUUCAAAUCUCAUUUAAACAUCAUUCAUUAAAUUAUCUGAUAAUGAUUUAUUCAUCAAUCAAACUAACUCGUUAGAACAAUACUAAAAUGAUUUAAAGUCUAUGAGAGAGAAACAAAAUUUGUUCUCUGCCCCUUAGAAAAAUAUUCAACUAAACUAAAUACUAAAGCUUAUUUAAAAGAAGGUGAAAACUCCUAGAAUUUACAGUGAACAUUUUCGCAGAAAAAAGUUUAGAAUGACCAGCUUAAAUACCGAAGAAGUCGCCCUUUCAGACGAAGCUUUAUUAUUUGGAAAUAUUAAAAUCGAAGCUAAUUAUCCUGAUAUUAAUAAAGUAGAUUCUUAAAACUCAGUAGAUCCUUCUUCCUUCAUUCACAGUGUAGUUCAGCUCACAAAGUAUCCCCAAAAGAAAUAUUUAGAGCUCGAUCUUAAUGCAACUCACUCUAACCAGCACCAUCAUUUCAGAUUUAUCAUUGACUACUUCCGUAAGAUUCCUAAUCUUAAUUUCUAGCGUCUUUCCCGUAAUUUGGCUGAAUACUCAAAGCUCCUUUAAAAUAGAAUCCUCCCUCAUAUUGUACAUGUUAAUCGUUUAUCUUAGGAAUCUCCUGAUUUUGCUCACGAAGCAUUCCUUACUUACUCAAAUAUAGAAGAAUAAAUCAAAUCAAAAAUGUUGAAUUCUGUAAAAAAUACUUAAUUUUACAAAUUUUCUCUGCUUAAGCUGAAUUUUUAAAGUAAAUAAUUGGAUUUAUCUUUACAACGUGUUAGCUAUAGUCUGUUAGAUCUCCUUGGAAUCAGCGAAAACGAUAUUGAUAGAGUUUACAAUUGCUCUCCCCAGUCGCUAAUAAAUUUUGAAAUAAACUACAAAGGCUAGCAGCGCAUAGACAACACAAUCAACCAAUUAGAGGCCUUCACAAAAUAAUUACACAGCAGUCCAAGUUCUGUAACUGUAUUGCAAACGAUAGAUGGUAUAGACAUCUAAGUGAAAGUCAAGUAUGAAUACAUUUACCUCAAUGAUUUUAUAAAUGAAGUUCCAUCAUGGAUUCAUUAUUUAGAUAUUGUCGGAGUUGUAAUGAAAUAUGAAAUAUCUCCAAUAUAACUGUAAUCUGUAAAUGAAUUAAGGAAAGGCUUAGAUUACUGUGUGAGUCUUAAAGAAGUUGGAAUAGAGAAAAACUGCUCUAUUUAUAACAUCCUUGAAGACGGAAACAGAAAAUAAUUUGAAAACUAAAUGCUAAAAGAAAUUUUCAUCUAAUAAUUCUAUCCUGAAAAAAUGACGCCAGAUAACACUACAGAGUCGAGUUUUAGUCCAAAUUAUUCUUACACAAGUUCUAACUUUCUUCCCAGCCUCAAAAAAAGUAGAAAAUCAAAAAUAUCAAAAAAAAAUUAAAUCUGA